UCGAGCGCGGCGGCGGGCGCGGGCGGCGGCGCGCUGACGGCGGGCGCGGGCGCGGGCAGCGGGCGGGGGAAGAUGGCGGAGCUCGGUAAGAAGUACUGCGUGUACUGCCUGGCCGAGGUGAGCCCGCUGCGCUUCCGCUGCACCGAGUGCCAGGACAUCGAGCUGUGCCCCGAGUGCUUCUCGGCCGGCGCCGAGAUCGGCCACCACCGGCGCUAUCACGGCUACCAGCUGGUGGACGGCGGGCGCUUCACGCUGUGGGGGCCCGAGGCCGAGGGCGGCUGGACCAGCCGCGAGGAGCAGCUGCUGCUGGAUGCCAUCGAGCAGUUCGGCUUCGGAAACUGGGAGGACAUGGCCGCGCACGUGGGAGCUUCCCGCACGCCGCAGGAGGUGAUGGAGCAUUACGUAAGCAUGUACAUCCACGGCAACUUGGGGAGAGCCUGCAUCCCCGACACCAUCCCCAACCGGGUGACCGACCACACGUGCCCCGGCGGAGGGCCCCUGUCCCCCAGCCUCACCACCCCCUUGCCUCCCCUAGACAUCUCGGUGGCUGAGCAGCAGCAGCUGGGCUACAUGCCGCUGCGUGACGACUACGAGAUCGAGUACGACCAGGAUGCCGAGACGCUCAUCAGCGGGCUCUCGGUCAACUACGACGAUGAGGACGUGGAGAUCGAGCUCAAGCGCGCGCACGUGGACAUGUACGUGCGCAAGCUGCGGGAGAGGCAGCGGCGCAAGAACAUCGCGCGUGACUACAACCUAGUGCCUGCCUUCCUGGGCAAGGACAAGAAGGACAAGGAGCGGCCGGCCAAGCGCAAGGUCACAAAGGAGGAGAAGGAGCUGCGGCUCAAGCUGCGCCCGCUCUACCAGUUCAUGUCAUGCAAGGAGUUUGACGACCUGUUCGAGGGCAUGCACAAGGAGAAGAUGCUGCGCGCCAAGAUCCGCGAGCUGCAGCGUUACCGGCGCAACGGCAUCACCAAGCUGGAGGAGUCGGCCGAGUAUGAGGCGGCGCGCCACAAGCGUGAGAAGAGGAAGGAGAACAAGAGUGCGGCCGGAGCCCGGCGGGGCAAGGAGGACGGCAGGGACGGCGAGUUCGCGGCCAUCGAGCACCUGCCGGGCUUUGAGCUGCUGUCGGACCGCGAGAAGGUGCUCUGCAGCUCCUUGAACCUGAGCCCAGCGCGCUACGUGACCGUGAAGACCAUCAUCAUCAAGGACCACCUCCAGAAGCGGCAGGGCAUACCUUCCAAAAGCCGCCUUCCGAGCUACUUGGACAAAGUCCUAAAGAAAAGGAUUUUAAACUUCCUCACGGAGAGCGGGUGGAUAUCCAGGGAGGCCUCCUGAAAGCCCGUGGCUCUGCGGGGAGCCUAGAGGACUGGGGGUGUGGGAGGGGGAGGAGGUGCUCUUUUUUAAGCAGAUUGAGUUCCUUUCUUUUAGGCUAUAAAUUCUGCUCAUGGUCCUCUGAAAGAAGCAAUAGUAACGAUUUUAUGCCGGAUCAUGGGGGAAGCCGACACAUGUAUAUUUUAACUUAGUCCUAAAGUCACACCUCCAGAUGACGAUUUGCCUUUCCAUGUUCAGUUUGGGGAAUAUUAUGAGAUUGGGUCAUUUCCUUUUGUGUCUUCCCUUUGGUACGCAACUCUUGGGCUGUAGGGGAAAGGAGCAGCUUUCUGCUGGGCCCGCCAGCCACCAGCUUGGCCCUGUGAUGUGACCUCUAGCUGGCUGCCGGGGACGCCCUUGGGGGGCCCACUGCCAACCCCGCGGACACCCCAGCACAGCCCCAGCACGCGGCACUUUACAUGGGGGCCAGGGUGGGGCAGGUGGGAAGUGAGGCUGGAGAACCACAUGAAGUUUCCUUGGGAGCUUUAGAGGAAGAGUAGGUGGAACACAAUGUCCAAAGGAGCUUCCCCUUGACCCCUGCAGCCAGAGUCGCGCUUGUGAUGCCAGAGCCUGGAAACGCCCCUGGCCUCUUUGGGGGGUAGCAGAGCGGCGGAGCCUGUGGGUUCACCUCAGGGCCAGCACAGGAUCCCCCCCAACAGACUCCCUGGUGUGUGGGGAGGGGUGCUCUGGAGGAGCUGGGAGGACUAGUGUGGGUGCCAGAACUCUGAGCCAGCCUUUGGGGUGCUGCUCCUUGCUCUUGUACUUGCAGUACUAAGCACCCCAUUUACUUGGAAGAACUCAUAGUGGAGGGCUCUUGAGUUCUGCAGUCCAUUUCCUCCAGAAUUCUCAUGGUGGUUGCAAUAACCUUUUUCACAGAAACUCCGAUCUUAACCGUGCUAGCCAGGCUAAGUGUCCUACUGCAGGUGGCCCCCAGCACUCUGCAGACUGGCCACGCUGGACAGGGCUGCACCCACAGCAGGCUCUGCAUGAGCAGGCGAGGCCCCACGGGGCUUCUCUGGGUCCUGCUCUUGAACCGCCCAGCUUCUGCCUACCCCUGCUCUCUCCUCAGGGGCCCCGCUUCUUUAGAUGGACACAGUGCCUUCCUUCCGGGAACUUAAGUCUGUCAUCUGUCUUCCUGCUGCUCAGUGCUGCUUCUCCUGGCCACGGCCCCGCUCUAGGGCCAGGGUGACUGCAGACCCCAGCGCUCUUGUUCUUCCUGGCGCUCAUCCUGCCUCUCUUGCCCCCAUAGCUCCCAAGAGACUGUUGACCUCCCACAAUGUUCAGGCUUGCAGUUACAUUAAAGUGAAGUUAUUUGAAAGACAAAAGAAAAAAAGACCCUCAUCAUUUCCAAGGACUUAAUUACGGUGCCUUUUCCUUUCUUUUUACAUCCUUCUGUCCCCCAGGGUAAAUUUUUCAGCAUUAAAUAAAACAUUUAAAAUAUA
Molecule: messenger RNA, 2810 nt
Organism: Mustela lutreola (European mink)
Lineage: Eukaryota; Metazoa; Chordata; Mammalia; Carnivora; Mustelidae
Gene: TADA2B
Product: transcriptional adaptor 2B
Exons: 2
Coding region: 73-1335 (420 amino acids)
Biological process (GO): chromatin remodeling; regulation of transcription by RNA polymerase II
Cellular component (GO): SAGA-type complex; nucleus
Molecular function (GO): transcription coactivator activity; zinc ion binding; chromatin binding
Source: RefSeq, a predicted model, not a curated record